This is a messenger RNA of Acromyrmex echinatior (Panamanian leafcutter ant), 1910 nucleotides long. RefSeq names its product Glycerol-3-phosphate dehydrogenase 1 (gene Gpdh1). The record is from RefSeq and is a predicted model, not a curated record. Gene Ontology annotation, cellular component: cytosol. Gene Ontology annotation, biological process: carbohydrate metabolic process; glycerol-3-phosphate catabolic process. Gene Ontology annotation, molecular function: glycerol-3-phosphate dehydrogenase [NAD(P)+] activity; NAD binding; protein homodimerization activity. NCBI's taxonomy places the organism in Eukaryota, Metazoa, Arthropoda, Insecta, Hymenoptera, Formicidae.
CCUCCAGUUCGGACUCUUCCUCCAUCUAACCCGAUGAUAUAUUCUUAUCAACCCGGACUUCGAUUGGUGUGUAAUAUGACGCACACGUCGCUCGGUUUCGGUCGGUCUUCCCUUGCCGUCUCCGAGCAGUCCCGAUCCCUCGGCGGCCGCUCCAUCGGCUCCAUUCGCUCCAGUCGCUCAUCGGCGUGCGGACAAAGUAGUAGCUCUCGCGUCUCUACGGUCGGUCUCUACCUCGUUUCCUCAUCUGUGUGUCUUUCAUCGAAGCGUAUCUUUCAAAAUACCAUGGCAUCUGUGUGCAUCAUCGGCUCCGGCAACUGGGGUUCAGCUAUCGCCAAAAUAGUUGGUGCAAAUGCGAAAAAACAGAGCAACUUUGCUGAUCGUGUUACCAUGUAUGUUUAUGAGGAGAUCAUCGAUGGUAAGAAGCUGACGGAAAUUAUCAACCAGACCCAUGAAAACGUCAAGUAUCUUCCAGGACAUAAGCUCCCCGAAAAUGUGAUUGCAAUUCCGGACGUAAUGGAAGCUGCGAAAGACGCAGAUAUACUUAUAUUCGUAGUUCCUCAUCAGUUCAUUCAAAGGAUAUGCAGCACGCUGCAAGGAAAAAUCAAACCCACCGCUGUCGGGCUGUCGUUGAUCAAGGGCUUCAACAAGAAAGAGGGUGGCGGUAUCGAACUUAUAUCUCACAUUAUUUCGAGACAAUUGCAAAUUCCUAUCUCAGUCCUGAUGGGCGCUAACUUGGCUUCCGAAGUAGCUAACGAGAUGUUUUGCGAGACUACUAUCGGUUGCAAGGACAAAGUGAUGGCACCAAUAUUUCGCAGCUUGAUCCAGACGUCAUAUUUUAGGGUGGUAGUCGUCGAGGACGUGGAUUCUGUGGAAUGUUGCGGAGCGUUGAAGAAUAUAGUUGCGUGCGGCGCUGGUUUCGUAGACGGGCUAGGUCUGGGUGAUAAUACGAAAGCUGCUGUAAUUAGGUUGGGUCUUAUGGAGAUGAUCAAGUUUGUCGACGUAUUUUUUCCGGGCGGGAAAUUGGCUACUUUUUUUGAAAGCUGUGGAGUGGCCGAUCUUAUCACGACGUGUUAUGGUGGACGCAAUAGAAAGGUCUCAGAAGCCUUCGUCAAGACUGGCAAGUCGAUCGAGACACUCGAGAAAGAGAUGCUGAACGGACAAAAACUGCAGGGUCCGUUUACAGCCGAAGAGGUUAGUUAUAUGCUUAAAUUGAAGAACAUGGAAAAUAGAUUCCCGUUGUUUACGGCAAUUCAUCGGAUUUGCAUUGGUGAGCUAAAACCGACGGAUUUAAUCGACUGCAUACGCAGCCAUCCAGAACACAUGGAUGAAGAUGCCUUGCCAUCGUCGAUAAUGCUCAAGUCAUCCAAAUGCCAUCUUUGAGGAUACCAGACAUCAUUUCCUCGAGAGAAGAUUGGUCGCCAUUGGAAAUCAACAUCCUAGAUCAUACGAAAAAGCGUGAUGCUAAUUCAGUGAUAUUGAAUUCAUUUAUUACUUUAAAGUGAAACGUGUUAAUUAUUAAGCUGGAGUUUUGUAGGGAGUUUUUAUUAUGAUAUUGGGAUACACAACUCGAUUCUGUCAACCCAAAUAUCAUUUUAUCCAUUUUCAUUCACCGAAUAUUGAACAAAAUAUAAAAGAUAUUCGGAGCUGACAGAGUCGAGUUUUAGAGCACCCUCUUGAUAAUUAGAAUAAUUCUUGCAAAUAUAGCAACUAUUCAUUAUAUUUUUUAUAUAUUUGCAGAGAUGUUAUUGAAUUCAGAAGUUCAUUUAUGUAAAAUAUUUAAGAGAAUAUUUAAAUUGUAAACGAAUAGAACGAAUUGAGGAGAUUUUACAAAAUGAUUAAUGUACCCAAUGUUCGAUGCAAUUAUGAUAAUUUUUAAAUUAUUAAAUAAUUCAUCUCAUUUUGAUUACUAA